AUGAGUGACGUCCAGGACAGUGGCUCUGCCUCUGAGCUUCUGCCUGCUGGGCAAGAUGAAGAUGAUGAGAAGGACAUCGUCCCCAGCCACCUUGGCACCCACAUGGUGACCAUCACCGUUGGUCCUGAUGAGAUCCUAUACAUUAUCCACAAGGACAUUCUCCAGGAGACAACCUCCCCUUUCUUCAGGGUCUGCUUCAACAACGGCUUUGCUGAGCAGCGCUUGUCCUUCCUCGCCCUGCCCGAGGACGAUCCCAAGGCGUUCAACACCUUCUGCCGCUGGGCGUACGGGCGUGUGUCGGGCUUCACCGAGUGCUCCAAGGCCUUCCUGGAGCACAUGCCCAUGUCGGAGCUGCUGGACCUCUACAUCUUCUCCCACAAGUACAUCAUCCAGGCUCUCGAGGACGCCAUCAUCGCCACCGUCAUGUACAAGGCCCACCGCAGCAACGGACACCAGAUGGGCUUCACCCGGGCGUCGCUGGAGCGUCUCGAGGCCCGCACCCCGUUCGACACCAACAUGCGCAAGUUGCUCGUCGACACGCUGGCGUGGACGGCCAAGAACCGGUCGUACUGGAUGGACGAGGCCCUGGUGGAGAUGCUGCCCGUCGGUCUGAUGCGAGGCGCCUUCCUGCGCCUGUACCAGCCUAUGGGUAUGGGACCACCGCCCGGUUUCAAUGGCAACAAGUGCCACUACCACGCCCAUCCGAUCAACGAUCUUUGCGAGGAUGGCUGGGAUGGCGACGACACCCGCGUCGUCAUGGUAGAGGGCCACCAGGACAACUGA
Messenger RNA from Cryphonectria parasitica EP155, 783 nucleotides. RefSeq lists its product as uncharacterized. Lineage: Eukaryota; Fungi; Ascomycota; Sordariomycetes; Diaporthales; Cryphonectriaceae. Gene Ontology annotation, molecular function: protein binding. The record is from RefSeq and is a predicted model, not a curated record. The transcript has 2 exons. Bases 1 to 783 code for a protein of 260 amino acids.